AUGGCAGCCCGAAGUCUCCGGAGAGGAGAGAGCCACUUCUGUUUCCCUCCAAAAAGCAUCAACCCGCUCCGAGCGCCGAAACGACUGCGCGAUGAUACAGCGCGUCUCCAGCGCACACACACGCGUCCGGGAGUUACGCGCCGCGUAAAAAAGCAGAAAGGAGCUCCGUUUGCGAACGCCGCGGACGCGCAACGGGAACUAAACGCGUUUCUUUCUGUCAGGCGGUCCACAUGUGUCACCAUGAUCCUGUUCUCCUCGCGCAGUGUGCUGCUGUCUGUGUAUUACCCGCAGAUCUUCCUCAUCCUCACCAGCGGCAGUUACCUGGCUCUCUCCUCCGUGGUGGCGCUCGGCGCGAACAUCAUCUGCAAUAAGAUCCCCGGCCUCGCCCCUCGCCAGCGCGCCAUCUGCCAGAGCCGGCCCGAUGCCAUCAUUGUGAUUGGAGAAGGGGCGCAGCUGGGCAUCAACGAAUGCCAGUAUCAGUUCAGAUACGGCCGCUGGAACUGCUCGGCGCUGGGCGAACGCACCGUCUUCGGUCAAGAGCUGCGAGUAGGCAGCAGGGAGGCGGCAUUCACCUACGCCAUCACAGCCGCUGGAGUCGCCCACGCCAUCACGGCCGCAUGCAGCCAGGGCAACAUGAGCCACUGCGGGUGCGACCGGGAGAAACAGGGCUACUACAACCAGGAGGAGGGCUGGAAAUGGGGCGGAUGCUCGGCGGACAUCAAGUACGGCAUCGAGUUCUCCCGGAAGUUCGUGGACGCCCGCGAGAUAAAAAAAAAUGCACGCCGAUUGAUGAACCUUCACAAUAAUGAAGCCGGGAGAAAAGUUUUGGAGGACAGAAUGAAGUUGGAAUGUAAAUGCCACGGCGUUUCGGGCUCCUGCACUACGAAAACUUGUUGGACCACGUUACCGAAGUUCCGCGAGAUCGGCUAUGUCCUGAAGGACAAGUACCACAAAGCCGUUCACGUGGAGGUCGUCCGAGCCGACCGACUACGACAGCCCACCUUCCUGAAGGUGAAGAAAACGAACGGUUAUCAGAAGCCCUUAGAAACGGACUUGGUCUUCAUCGAGCGAUCGCCGAACUAUUGCGAAGAGGACGCCAAAACCGGCAGCGUGGGGACGCAGGGGCGACUGUGCAACCGGACGUCGCCACACACCGACGGUUGUGACCUCAUGUGCUGUGGGCGGGGCUACAACACACACCAGUACACCAAGGUGUGGCAGUGUAACUGUAAAUUCCAAUGGUGCUGUUUCGUGAAGUGCAACACUUGCAGCGAGCGGACGGAGGUUUUUACUUGCAAAUGAGCUGACGUUUGUUCUAGCGAAGCGGACUGAACGCCGGUUCACACGGUCUGGUGGGGAGCGGAGGUGAUGCGGAUACGCUGGGUGGUCAAACCCACGGAAGGAAAUCGAGGGAACGGGAUUUUCAAGUUCGUCAGCUCUUGAUGGCGUUGUUUUGCACAGCAGAAUGUAUAUUUGCUUUAACCCAGAGUUCAAUUCUAAAGUCUAUCAGUAGGUACAAGUCCAGCAUUCCACCAGAGAUACCGAUGUAUCCACACUGACUCCAGCUAAAGGACUGCAGGAGACCGGCCAUGCCCCGGUGCAUUCUGGGACUUCUAGAUUUUCUUUUCCAUAGGAAGCUCAUCAAAGGACUUAGAGGAGGCUUUUGGGAUUUGGAUCUUGACGGAACUCUUUGGAAAAGCCAGUGAAACCGCAAGACUUUGUCUCAUCUCAACAUGCUGCGUUAAAGGGCAAAAAGGAACUCAAAAUGUUGAGUUAUAUUUAAGAAGGAGCUCUGUAAACCAUGCAGACUGCAAAUCAAGGAUUUGUUUUUUUUAAAAUAGCCUUUUAACUGCCAACUGGAACCUGGUAGAGUUUUGUUAGUCAUCCAGUCACACUGGAACUGUCUGUUCGAACACUGAAAAUAAAUUAUUAUAUAUUAUAUGUUAUAGUCUCCUGAGGAACCGAAGCGCUAACGGGUAGAAAUGUCUUAUUUUGUACUAAAUAAGAAAUGAAAACAAAGACUUUGUAGAAACUUGUGACUGAAGAUGUCUUUUAGAGGAAAAGAAGGCCCCAGAUGUUUUUCUAGUUUUAUGAUGUGUCGACUUCCAAAACCACUGUCAUUUGUCAGUCAUGAUAACGUUGGUUCACCUUUGCUGGAAUCUAGCCGUAGUUCUUGAUAGAAUCGCCAUAGAAAUUUGGGUCACUUCUUUUUCCAGCUAGCUCUUUACGACUCAAAGGUUCUCACUUGGUUCAUGAUAUUUGUGGCGAGUAUAUUUCUGGAUAUGUUACAGAAUGCUGCACUGAUGUUUUUUCUAUUCAGAUACGAUGCA
This is a messenger RNA of Triplophysa dalaica, 2330 nucleotides long. RefSeq names its product wingless-type MMTV integration site family, member 7Bb (gene wnt7bb). Gene Ontology annotation, molecular function: cytokine activity; frizzled binding. NCBI's taxonomy places the organism in Eukaryota, Metazoa, Chordata, Actinopteri, Cypriniformes, Nemacheilidae. Gene Ontology annotation, cellular component: extracellular region. Gene Ontology annotation, biological process: cell fate commitment; positive regulation of JNK cascade; canonical Wnt signaling pathway. The record is from RefSeq and is a predicted model, not a curated record.